This is a messenger RNA of Tuber aestivum (summer truffle), 2199 nucleotides long. NCBI's taxonomy places the organism in Eukaryota, Fungi, Ascomycota, Pezizomycetes, Pezizales, Tuberaceae. The record is from the annotation of a GenBank genome assembly.
GUGACGACUCGGCAUCCGACCUCAACGCCAAGCCUUGCAAGGAUGGUGAAAGAGGCUCCAAAUCAUGUGUUGCCAUCCAAUGCUCCACCCAAGAAGAAGCAUCUCGACAACCCAUCCCGACUUACCCAUCCGUCCACCCUCCUUAUACAAACCAUGGCUUCGCCGACAACAAUCGCACCGCCGGGUACCACUCAUAUAAUCAAACCUGCAGAGGUAGCUACUGGUUCCCCCCCGGUGCCUCCCGCGUUCUAGGGUAUGGGAAAGAGCUAAAUGGGAUAAUAGGAGUUCGUCCGCGAAUCCGCAAAACGCACACGCGAAGUAUUUGCCUCCGAUUUUGGGAACCCGUUCUUGCUAGAUGAUGACACUGCGUACCUCUCCCCUAUUUCCACGCUUCCUAUCUACCCAUAUCGGCUUGCGCUAACGUCAGAUAGCCGCAAACAAUCUAUAAGCUGCAAAAUCCGCCUCGAAUACGCAACAGUGCGUGAACUCCCGCCUGCGCUCGCUGCAAAGCAGGUCGCAGCGAAGAAGAAGAAGCGCAUUGGUGGUGGUGCUGCCCCGGUAGUUUCGAAACCGCUGUUGACGGAGGCAGAUGGUGUGGAUGGGAGCACUAUGAAGAUGAUCGAGGGGGUGACUGCUAAAGCUGGAAGCACGUCGAUGUCGACGUCGUUAACGAUACGGGGGCGUGCGCCACCGACCGGCAGUGGUGCGGGGGCUGGAGGUGGAGCGGGGGCAGGGACGGCGCAGAAGGAGUUACCGGGCAGUAGUCUGGCCCGUAAGAACGCCGCGGCCCAGCAGAUCAAGCCGAUGUGGCACCCACCUUGGAAGCUCAUGCGUGUAAUUUCUGGGCAUCUAGGCUGGGUCCGGGCGCUCGCCGUGGAGCCGGGGAACCAAUGGUUCUGCACGGGCGCUGGCGACCGCACCGUAAAAAUCUGGGACCUGGCCUCCGGUAACCUCCGCCUGACGCUGACAGGGCACAUCUCCACCGUGCGGGGACUAGCAGUGUCCCCGCGCCAUCCAUACCUCUUCUCCUGCGGCGAGGAUAAAAUGGUGAAAUGCUGGGAUCUCGAAAGCAACCGCGUGAUCCGCCACUACCAUGGCCACCUCUCUGGCGUCUACUCUCUCGCGCUCCACCCAACGCUCGACGUGCUCAUCACGUCAGGUAGAGACGGCGUAGCUAGAGUCUGGGAUAUGCGCACGCGGACAAACGUCAUGGUCCUGUCCGGCCACCAGGGCACUGUAUCAUCCGUCGUUGCGCAGGAGGCGGACCCUCAGGUCAUUACCGGGUCUAUGGACUCCACUGUGCGCCUUUGGGACUUGGCCGCGGGAAAGAGCAUGGCUGUUCUUACCCACCACAAGAAGAGUGUCAGAGCUCUCGCUACGCAUCCAAAGGAGUUCACAUUCGUUAGUGGGUCCGCGGGAAGCAUCAAGCAGUGGAAGUGUCCAGAAGGAGCGUUCAUGCAGAAUUUUGAGGGGUUCGGGGGGAUCGUUAAUACCCUUAGUGUUAAUGAGGAUGAUGUUUUGUUUUCGGGAGGUUUGUGCUCUUUCUUCUGCGUUUUUUUCUGGGGGAGGGGGGAGUUGGAGGAGCUAAUUUGGGAUUCUCGCUAGCGGAUAACGGAGAAAUGUGCUUCUUCGAUUGGAAGUCUGGGCAUAGAUUUCAGAAGAUUGACACGAUUGCUCAGCCCGGAUCUCUGGAUGCUGAGCAGGGUGUUUUCUGCAGCACUUUUGACAGGACCGGGCUAAGGCUGAUCACUGGGGAGGCGGAUAAAACUAGUAUGUCACCCCUUCUUCUACUUCUUUCAUCUUUUUUUGGGGGGGGGGUUAUCGCAGAGCUGAUGAGUGGGGUUUGGUGAUUGUAGUCAAGGUCUGGAAACAAGACGAGGACGCUACGGAGGAAACACACCCUCUCGAUUGGAAGCCGACUUUGCAAAGGAUGAGAUAUUAAACUUGGGUUUCAUGCUUUAUGAAGUGUAUAAUUCACUUUAUUUUUUUCUUUCCCACCAUGUACAAUAGCCAUUUUCCUAUCAUUCGUCUGGGAAAAAUUUCCUGGCCAUACCUUGCAUACUAAUUCGAGAUGUUGUGUGUGAGCAUGGGAGUGUUUGCUUGCACGUUUAGACGUAUUGUCACAGUUGCGGGAUCAUGCGUUUGUAAUACUAGGUGAUGGUUAUGACCUCUCCAGAACAGGAUAAGAAGGAAACCCCC